Messenger RNA from Mangifera indica (mango), 1488 nucleotides. Its product is annotated as isovaleryl-CoA dehydrogenase, mitochondrial. Gene Ontology annotation, molecular function: 3-methylbutanoyl-CoA dehydrogenase activity; flavin adenine dinucleotide binding. Gene Ontology annotation, cellular component: mitochondrion. Lineage: Eukaryota; Viridiplantae; Streptophyta; Magnoliopsida; Sapindales; Anacardiaceae. The record is from RefSeq and is a predicted model, not a curated record. Gene Ontology annotation, biological process: L-leucine catabolic process. The coding region runs from base 49 to 1293 and encodes 414 amino acids. The transcript is spliced from 15 exons.
CACGUUUCGUUUGUUACGAAUUUCGUUCUUUUCUUCCCGUCUGAAACGAUGCAUAGGCUCUUUGCUCUACGCUCGCUCAGUCUCUCUGUUUUCACCAAGCAGAAGCAAUCUGCUUCUUUCUCUACUUCUCUCCUCUUCGAUGACACUCAGUUACAGUUUAAAGAAAGUGUUGGACAGUUUGCCCAAGAAAACAUUGCUCCACACGCGUCCAAAAUUGACCAAACAAAUUCUUUCCCCAAGGAGGUUAACUUAUGGAAACUCAUGGGAGAUUUCAAUCUCCAUGGAAUAACUGCACCAGAGGAAUAUGGAGGACUCGGUCUUGGUUAUUUGUAUCACUGUAUAGCGAUGGAAGAAAUUAGUCGUGCUUCAGGGUCUGUUGGACUCUCUUUCGGUGCACAUUCUAAUUUAUGCAUCAAUCAACUGGUGAGGAAUGGUAACCCUGCUCAGAAAGAGAAGUACUUGCCAAAGCUUAUCAGUGGAGAGCAUGUAGGAGCUCUUGCAAUGAGUGAACCUAAUGCUGGCUCUGAUGUUGUUAGCAUGAAAUGCAAAGCUGAACGAGUAGAGGGGGGUUAUGUUCUAAAUGGGAACAAGAUGUGGUGCACUAAUGGUCCUGUUGCUCAGACGUUGGUUGUUUAUGCAAAGACGGAUCUGAAAGCUGGCUCAAAAGGAAUCACAGCAUUUAUCAUUGAGAAGGGAAUGCCUGGUUUCUUGUGGUUUUGCAGAUUCAGUACUGCCCAGAAAUUGGACAAGCUCGGGAUGCGUGGAAGCGAUACCUGUGAGCUAGUCUUUGAAAAUUGCUUUGUUCCAGACGAAAACGUCCUUGGGCAGGAAGGAAAAGGAGUUUAUGUUAUGAUGUCUGGACUAGAUUUGGAGAGACUUGUUUUGGCCGGUGGACCCCUUGGUAUUAUGCAGGCAUGCCUUGAUGUUGUUCUUCCUUAUGUUAGACAAAGAGAGCAGUUUGGUCGUCCAAUUGGGGAAUUUCAGUUUAUACAGGGGAAAAUUGCAGACAUGUAUACUUCUUUACAAUCUUCAAGGUCCUAUGUUUAUUCCGUUGCCAGGGACUGUGACAAUGGAAAAGUUGACUCCAAGGAUUGUGCUGGAGUAAUACUCUGUGCAGCAGAAAGAGCCACCCAAGUUGCACUACAGGCUAUCCAAUGUUUAGGUGGUAAUGGGUAUGUAAAUGAGUACAGAACUGGCCGGCUUCUACGAGAUGCCAAACUAUAUGAAAUUGGGGCAGGCACUAGUGAGAUUAGAAGAAUGAUUAUUGGCCGGGAGCUUUUUAAGCAGGAGUGAGCACUCUGCACAUUUCUUCUUGAAAUCAUCACUUCAUAUGAUUUUCCACUUGGACAGUAUCUCAUACUAAUUCUGAAUAAGAAAUUAGUAUGUUGAUAAUCACCAAAUUGAUAAAAUUGCACUGUUCAAUUGACUGUGCAGAAUAUUUUUAUUUCAAACUAUUCCAUUCCUCGAAAUAAAUUUAUAUAUUUGUCA